CCCAUAACCCACAUUUCCUGGGCAACUGAUUCCAAUUUGCACUAUUAAUAGGAUACAAUCACAUUCCAUGUACUUAAAAAUGAAGAUGGAAUAAGUUAUGUAAAAACACAAAACAUGCAAGUUAUCAUAUAGGAAGGAACACGACACACAGCUACAUAAGAAGCUUCAUGAACAUUACCCACAAGGGACUGGAGAAAUCAAUGUAUUAUCCACAGUAGUCUUUAUGCUGAAGAAUUACCCGCAGUGAAAAGUGUACCAUUUUGUGAUGUGUGAAUCAGUCGGUUCCAGCCCCACAGACCCAUUCUGCUAAAAUGCUGACGUUUUGCUAACUCAAGCUAAUUUUAGUGUUGUUGCUCCGGAGACCUGGCACAUGGGAGCACCCCCAUGGCAUCGAAGGACCUCAGCUCCUAAAAGCUUCUUGUUAGCUAUUACAGGAGAGCAACUCAAAGGAAUAUCUGGCUGGCACAAUCAAAUGCUGCUAAUUAUAAGAAACCUUACCUAGCACUAGAACUUAGAAAUAGCAUUAAUCAACCACAAUAUGAAUAUGAUAGAACCACACAAUUUGUACAGAACCUGUGUCUAAUGGUAACACUCCCAGUCUAUUAGAUCAUGUCCACCAUUUUUUUUUGCCUUUAUUUAACUAGGCAAGUCAGUUAAGAACAAAUUCUUAUUUAUAAUGACAGCCUACACCGGCAACACCCGGACGAUGCUGGGCCAAUUGUGCACUGCCCAAUGGGACUCCCGAUCACGGCUGGUUGUGAUACAGCCUGGAUUUGAUUUGGUGUCUGUAGUGACGCCUCAAGCACCGAGAUGCAGUACCUUAGACCGCUGUGCCACUCGGGAGCCCAAACUAGCAACCCUCCAGUUGCUGGCUGGCCUCUAACCGCUAGGCUACCUGCCACCUCAACAAUACAAAAGCAUCCAAAAACACAACUUUAGAUAUGAUUAGGGAAUAUGAUUUGUCAAAAUGUGUUGACGUAAAUCACUUUUAUUUAUGGAAGAAGAGCCAAGGGCACAGAUGGUUCCAUGGGCCUCAGCUGCUAGGGUUGGCCUAAUUGAAUAGUGUCUCCCUGAAGACCAGUUCCUGCCAGUGCCAGCAAGGAAACAGUAAGCAGGUGGGAUGUGGAGGAGGAGCCCAAUACUGAGGGCUCACCCUGAAGUUGCUCAGUUGUUUUCAGUCGUGUCGAAGGUUGUCAACUUGGCCGUAGGCUAUAAGAAAGCAUGAGACCCUGAGGAGACUUCAAAACAGAGCGCAAACAUCAAGGAGUAUGGAAUUCAAGGACUUGGUCUGAUGGUAAUCGGUGAUGUCGACGGCCUCCCCCCUUGCUUGAGGAGCAAUAGAGAACAAAAACCACCCCCACUCACACAACUUGUGCUGUCAUGACAUACCCGGACCACCUAUUGAGAUGUGCCUUUUGUUAGGUAAAUCAGUUAAACGAGGUGAAAAGGAGACUGGAGUGUCACAUUAAGAUGAAUCGGUGGCGGACAUCAGUGGAUGAGAUUCAGGCCAGGAAACGGCAGGUCACAGAGUGUGAGCGUGCCCUGGAAGCCCUGUGCAAGGUGACUGCCUGUUUCCAACAGAUGGCCAUCUCUAUCGGAAGUAACUCAGACGGCAGCUUUCUGAGAGAGGAGAUGGACGAGACCAGAGCACUGGCUCAUAGAAUCUGCACAGGGUUGCACAGACGCCUGGUCCCUCUAUUGACAGAGAGGGCAACUGAACCUGGACAAGAGGAUCGAUUACAGGUGCAGAGACUGUGGGUUCUUUUCCUCACUGGGCUAGAGAACCUCCAACAGGACCUGCACAAAGCCAGUGACUUCAUAGACCGCUUCCCUUUGAAACAGAGAAAUGACCGCCGGGCCCUGGUGAACACAGGAGCUACAGAUGGGGUCACUGGGGUGUCUGCCCGUGCUGCUUCAGUCCAAACCCCGUGGCUAGCAGUAGAGGUGGAGCAAAACCCUGACCUAAAGACGCACAUCACCCAGAUUGACGUCCUGGUCAAGGAGAUGCUCCAGAAAGUCAGCAUUCCUUUCUGGGCAGUGGAGGCUACCCAAGAGGCCUGGGUGGAAGGCACUCAGUCUCAGGACGCUGCACAUGAUCAAGAUGAGACUCUGGAAGAGAUGAUGGUGGUGUCCCAAGAUGACCAGAUGUCUGGGUGUUGUCAACCUCUAAACUGUAAGUUAGGGUGUAUGUUUUGCCUAUCGACCUGAAGACUGGGGUGUACUCUGAAACUGUUAAUGGUCGGUAAAACUUUUGAGUAAAGCCUCAUUCAUACUGUACAUACACUGUGCAAUAACUACAAGUAGCUUUGCAAAAUGGCAUUCCUGUGUAAAAACUAAAAUGUGUAGUCCUGCAAUUUUAAAACGACAAUACACAGGACCGGCAUUUUGCAUAGCGUUGUGUUGCGUACACAUGGUAUAAAUCAGGUUUUUACAUGCACAAGUAAUUUCUAUUUACUAAUGAAAAUUAUGAACGUUAAACAUCUUUAGAUGCUGUCAAAGAACACAUGCUUUAAGGUAUGAUCAACUAUAAAGAUCUCCUUGAUAAAAGGAUAGAUUUGUAUGUUAAAGAACUUGUAUACCUAGGUUAUUGAUUCAUUUUGUAAUACGCUGACUACACCAGGUGGGUACACAAGCAGGUUGAAAUAGCAAAACAAUAAUGGUCACCAGUCAAAACAGUCACGGACAUUUAGCUCACUAAAUGGUCCUGGGAUAUAAAAAUUUAGUUAUUUUACCUGAAAUACACCAGGUCGUUUCUCCCCUUUCAGGGGUUUUGACCUAUUGAGUCACAAAAUCGUGUGCCCUCUACUCCGACAAUUAAGCCACAGAUAAAAGGGGAAACCUAGUUUAUUAUAUCUCCUUUAUAUGCUGUUUGGCAACCAACUGUAAGGUGCCAACUGGACUUGAGUGUGGACCUAAAUUCAGCUUUCAAUCACCCACGUGGGUAAAUUCUCCUAAAAACCAAUGACAAGAUGGUCAUGUGACAAAUAGAACCAAGUUGUAUUUUAGCACCUGGCUAGAGACACACGCGAGCAGUUUGGGUAAAAUGAUUGAACAUGUGAACAUUUAUUUUGCAACAGGGCCGGUGUGGUCAGCAUGUUAGAAUGAACAUUGUAUUGAUUGCUUGAAAAUGUAUUAUGCAAAUUAAAUAAAGUCAAAUGUUGAUUGGAAAAUAA
This is a messenger RNA of Oncorhynchus keta (chum salmon), 3173 nucleotides long. RefSeq names its product regulator of G-protein signaling 9-binding protein. The transcript has 4 exons. Gene Ontology annotation, biological process: G protein-coupled receptor signaling pathway. The record is from RefSeq and is a predicted model, not a curated record. Bases 1471 to 2208 code for a protein of 245 amino acids. Gene Ontology annotation, cellular component: neuron projection. NCBI's taxonomy places the organism in Eukaryota, Metazoa, Chordata, Actinopteri, Salmoniformes, Salmonidae.